CUAAAAACCCUAUCACUCACUCUCGUUUCCAAAACCAUUUCCCUUUAUCCACCAACCAAAAUCCAGAACCUCCUCGUUUCCUCCGGUCUCACAAAAAAAUGGCGUCCGCAAACGUUCUCUCCUCCGCCUCCGUCCUCUGCUCUUCACGCCAGGGAAAGCUCAGUGGAGGAAACCAGCAGAAAGGUCAAAGAGUUAGCUACAGGAAAGCAAGCAGCCGUUUCAGCGUUAGAGCUAAUGUAAAAGAGAUCUCUUUCGACCAGAGCUCAAGAGCUGCUCUUCAAGCUGGUAUUGACAAGCUUGCUGAUGCCGUUGGUCUUACCCUUGGCCCUAGAGGGAGAAAUGUUGUGUUGGAUGAGUUUGGAAGUCCCAAGGUCGUGAAUGAUGGAGUCACCAUUGCUAGGGCCAUUGAGUUACCUGACGCUAUGGAGAAUGCUGGUGCAGCACUUAUCCGUGAGGUUGCUAGUAAGACUAAUGACUCAGCUGGUGACGGCACAACCACUGCCUCCGUCCUUGCUCGGGAGAUAAUCAAACACGGCUUACUAAGCGUCACUUCCGGUGCCAAUCCAGUCUCACUCAAGAGAGGAAUCGAUAAGACCGUUCAAGCUUUGAUCGAAGAGCUCGAGAAGAGGGCUAGACCUGUCAAAGGCGGUAGUGACAUCAAAGCCGUGGCUACAAUCUCUGCUGGAAAUGAUGAGCUUGUGGGAACAAUGAUUGCUGAUGCCAUUGAUAAAGUUGGACCUGAUGGUGUUUUGUCCAUUGAAUCUUCUUCCUCCUUUGAGACUACCGUCGAAGUUGAAGAAGGAAUGGAGAUUGAUAGAGGUUACAUCUCACCACAGUUUGUUACAAACCCUGAGAAGCUCCUAGUCGAGUUCGAGAACGCGCGCGUGCUGAUCACCGAUCAGAAGAUCACUGCGAUCAAAGACAUCAUCCCGAUCCUGGAGAAAACCACUCAGCUCCGAGCUCCGUUGUUCAUCAUCGCGGAGGAUGUCACCGGCGAGGCCCUGGCGACCCUCGUCGUGAACAAACUCCGCAGCGUGCUCAACGUGGUCGCCGUCAAGGCUCCAGGGUUUGGUGAAAGAAGAAAAGCUAUGCUUCAGGACAUUGCCAUCUUGACGGGGGCCGAGUACCAGGCCCUCGACAUGGGCCUUCUGGUGGAGAACACGACCAUAGAUCAGUUGGGGAUCGCUAGGAAAGUCACUAUUAGCAAAGACUCGACCACGCUUAUAGCUGAUGCGGCUUCCAAGGACGAGCUGCAAGCUCGUAUCUCCCAGCUUAAGAAGGAGCUGUCAGAGACUGACUCCGUGUACGACUCGGAGAAGCUCGCCGAGAGAAUCGCCAAGCUCUCAGGCGGUGUUGCCGUUAUUAAAGUCGGAGCGGCGACUGAGACUGAGCUCGAGGACCGUAAGCUUCGUAUCGAGGACGCGAAGAACGCUACAUUUGCUGCAAUCGAAGAAGGGAUAGUUCCUGGCGGCGGUGCCACGCUGGUGCAUCUAUCAACUGUGAUUCCUGCUAUUAAGGAGAAGCUUGAGGAUGCUGAUGAGCGUUUGGGAGCCGACAUAGUACAGAAGGCUUUGGUGGCACCAGCUGCGCUUAUUGCACAGAACGCUGGAAUAGAAGGAGAAGUUGUUGUGGAGAAGAUUAUGUUCAGCGAAUGGGAGAUAGGGUACAACGCCAUGACUGAUACAUAUGAGAAUCUGUUGGAAGCUGGAGUGAUUGAUCCAGCUAAAGUGACGAGAUGUGCGCUUCAGAACGCUGCUUCGGUUGCGGGGAUGGUGCUGACCACUCAGGCCAUUGUUGUCGACAAACCGAAACCUAAGGCUCCUACUGCUGCUCCUCCUCAGGGUCUCAUGGUGUAAUGAAAUCACUUUAUCAUAUGGCUAUAUUUGUUGUCCCCAAUUAUGUCUGCAAUAUUUUUCUCUGGGGAAAUGAGUAUUUUGUUUAACGGUAAUGAGAAUAUCAUCUUUUUGAUUUAUGAUUUGCAAAAUAAAAGUUUAUAUUCAAUAUCUA
Molecule: messenger RNA, 2007 nt
Organism: Brassica oleracea var. oleracea
Lineage: Eukaryota; Viridiplantae; Streptophyta; Magnoliopsida; Brassicales; Brassicaceae
Product: ruBisCO large subunit-binding protein subunit alpha, chloroplastic
Exons: 8
Coding region: 99-1856 (585 amino acids)
Biological process (GO): protein refolding
Molecular function (GO): ATP binding; ATP-dependent protein folding chaperone
Source: RefSeq, a predicted model, not a curated record